UUGCUUAGUGCAGUUCUUUUACUUUUAAGACGGUUUACAAUGUGUAAUGUGUCAAGUAUGCGCACAGAGACGGUUUCUACAAUCAAAGAACAAUCAACAUGUAUAGACCCUAGUAUGGUUCCCGGCUUCAAAGAUUUCUGCAUGGACAUAUUGCACAGUCCAACUGAGCCGUCUCCGGGGCCAGCUAACAUCAAUAACGAUGAAGACCAACAUGUCCCUCCAGAUAGCACAAUUCACGAAAGCAAACUGAUCCUAGAUAACGGUAAUUGUUUUGGUACAGCGAUUUUGGUUUCGGUUGCGAUAGGUUGCUUUCUAGCAGGAGGCUUCAGUGUUUGGCUCGUCAUGUUCUGCUGUAGAAUGUCUAUGUGUUUAAGAUCCCCUAAUAAGAAUACAGUUGUCGCAGAUGCUAGUAAUGGUCGCGCGAAUUGGAACUCAACGAGCCGUGAUAGGCCGAUCGGAUCAACAAGCUCUGCUCAGUUAUUAACAAAUGCUUCUGCAGAAUCAAUGAGUACAAACAACACAUUAUUAUCUACCGGGGAAAGCCCGCCUUUUGACACUUCACGUUCUACAGAAGCGUCUGCUGCAUGGAAUAGAUCCGGGAGGCAGCAGGGCGGCCAUUCACGUUCGCCUUCAGCUCCUUGGCCAGACAUAGGAAGACCUUUGUUACCAAGUUCAAGAUCUCGUUCUGCACAGUGGAAUGGCCCUCGACGAACGACAUCCGCUCACUCAACAGCCCAAACAUCCCAUUGGGCAGACUCUGGUCUGAUGUCGUUACCAAAUGCCCAAACACCAUCGGCGUCAUGGAUCGACCAUGCACAGCCGUCUUUCACAAAUGGUCAUUCCCAUUCCGCGCCUUGGUUAGACACAAUAUAUAGCCCUGCGAGUGAAAGUUCUUCUCGAGAUUACCAGAGUAUCCACGGUGGUUCGGAGAAUCCAUACGCACCUUGUAGUGAAAGUAGCAGUGAUUAUUCUGCCGCGCAAUCACAUCGAGUAAUGAUAAUACGUGACGGGGAGAUAUACCAGCCCAGCAGUGAGAGUAGCGGAAGUAAUAACGAUUAUACAAGCCUCAAAGGACAGCGCUUCAGCAGACAGAACGAAAGCAUUUACUACCCUACUAGUGAAGGGUCAAAUAAAGAUUACGCAAGUUUGAGCAAUGAAAAGGAUAAGAAUAUGAUCUCAGUGAGUAAUUUUAAUGCAAUAGAUGAGACUGAUCAAAGAGAAAAUGAGAACCAUCUCAACAAUGUGACAUUCAAUGUUAGCGGCUUGACAUUCCCAGCACAAGCAUGUUCCAGAUCUAACCUCGGAUGGGCAUCUAAUUUACAAGAAAUAAAUGAAUAUGAAACCGUAGAUUCUACACUGAAGCAUGAAGAAAAAGAUGUGGAUGUUAGUCAUGUCAGAACGCUUGCAGAUAUGUGUGAUGUUAAUCAUAACACUGAAAGUACAUUACAAGCCCAUGAGUAUUUUACUUUGGAACCUUUGCAGAACCAAAAGAUGUAAGGUCACCAGGCAUGUUCGCUUAGUGUUUCAGCAAGGCCUUCUUUACUAUGAAAUCCACACGCCUAUUAUUAGUUUGAAAAUGAAUAGUUGUUAACAGCUUCUAAAACUUGAUAUUUUAUGUAUAUCAGAUAAUGUUUUCAGUAUUAUACAUUGACUCGAAAUUGCAAAGAUGACAUGAUUUGGUAUUCAUGAAGAAAAACACGUUUGUUAAAGCUGUUAUGACGUAUAAUUAUUUCAUGAACAUUCAAAUUAUUCGUCAUGAAAUAGCAGGCCUAUAUAAACAAAAUUAAUGGUAUACCUUUAACAGUUACGUCACAUCAAUUUAUAUGUUUGCAUGUAAACUGUUACAAGAUUUUUUAAAACGUUUUUCUAAAAUUCUAAAACUUUUAUUUUCCCCCUAGUAAACAAGAUAUGCAUCACUUUUAUCAUUAUAAAGUGAAUGAUAGCUGUAUUUCAUAUUAACAAAUUACAAUAAUUGGAGAACGACAAACGUAAUUAAAUAUAUUACAGUAUA
Molecule: messenger RNA, 2011 nt
Organism: Mercenaria mercenaria
Lineage: Eukaryota; Metazoa; Mollusca; Bivalvia; Venerida; Veneridae
Exons: 8
Coding region: 40-1497 (485 amino acids)
Source: RefSeq, a predicted model, not a curated record